Scomber japonicus (chub mackerel) is the source of this 4788-nucleotide messenger RNA. It is a transcript of the gene camsap1a, whose product is annotated as calmodulin regulated spectrin-associated protein 1a. Gene Ontology annotation, molecular function: calmodulin binding; spectrin binding; microtubule minus-end binding. Gene Ontology annotation, cellular component: microtubule minus-end. The transcript is spliced from 19 exons. Bases 1 to 4788 code for a protein of 1595 amino acids. The record is from RefSeq and is a predicted model, not a curated record. Lineage: Eukaryota; Metazoa; Chordata; Actinopteri; Scombriformes; Scombridae. Gene Ontology annotation, biological process: cytoplasmic microtubule organization; neuron projection development; negative regulation of microtubule depolymerization.
AUGGAAGUGGAGGCGAGUGCUGGCAGGGACAGCACCAGGAGGAGAGUAGCAGCAGCGGCGGCAGAUGAUGCCGGAGGAGGAGGAGGAGGCAUGGAGGCUCAGGUUGUACCGCUGGAGCUGUACGACUCUGCAAGAGCCAAAAUAGACGCAAAUCUCCGCUGGUUGUUUGCCAAAGCUUAUGGUAUAGAUCACAUCCCUGCUGACCUGCGGGACCCCUUCUACACUGACCAGUAUGAGCAGGAACACAUUAAGCCCCCCAUCAUCCACCUGCUGCUAUCUGGAGAGCUCUACUGCCGGGUGUGUGGGUUCAUCCUGCACGCUGAGCAGGCAGCCUCGCUCCAAAGCCAUCAGUCUGUCAUCCAGGCCCUCUCCAGGAAAGGCAUCUAUGUCCUGGAGACCGACAACACACCAGUCUCCAGUCGGGACCUUAGCUCGGCUCCCAUAAAAAUGAGCUCCCACAUCCACCUCAUUGAUGCCCUGAUGAUGGCCUACACAGUGGAGAUGAUCAGCAUUGAGAGGGUUGUAUCCAGUGUCAAGCGCUUUUCGAACUUCAGUGCCUCCAAGGAGCUGCCUUUUGACCUGGAAGACGCAAUGGUCUUUUGGAUCAACAAGGUGAACAUGAAGAUGAGGGAGAUCUCAGAAAAAGAGCUGAAAAUGAAACAACAUUUGCUGGAAUCACCUAGUCACCAGAAGUCUCCCUCCAAAUGGUACUGGAAGCUUGUACCUGUACGUUAUCGCAGAGAUCACCUGUCAGGUCGGACACUUCAACACUUCCCCCUGUUGGACGACCUGUUGAAGGAUAUUUCUGACGGCUCGGCACUACUAGCUUUGAUCCACUUUUAUUGCCCAGAACUCAUCAGACUGGAAGAUAUCUGUCUGAAGGAGGUCCCCUCCAUAGCAGACAGCAUCUACAACAUCCAGCUAUUGAAGGAGUUCUCUAAUGAAUACCUGAACAAGUGCUUCUAUAUGAAGCCUGAGGACAUAUUGUAUUCUCCACCAGUACUGAGGCAUAACAUGAUGGUGUUCAUUGCUGAGCUCUUCUGGUGGUGUGAGGUUGUAAAGCCUGACUUUGUACAGCCCAGGGACCUUCAGGAAAUCAGAGAUGUGAGAUUGCUGCUGCAGCCGAAGAGUUCUCGAAGCCAUGUACCCAUCUCCAAUGUCACUAAACGUAGUUUCCUGACAUCAUCAAACUCUGCUGACGUCUUGACCACGCCCCCAAGCCCUGACCUCGGCACUAAACAAAGCUCAUUAAGCCCAUCUCACUCUCUCCUGCCACUGAGACAGCGACAACAGAAGAGGCUUGAGGAUGACACUUCAGAGCUGAGUAAUCGGUCCAACUCUCUGACACGUUCUGAUGGGCAGAAUCAGGGAGCAGUACUGGCCUGGCCAGAGAGGAGGCAGAGACCCUUAUCACAGCCAGUCCCCUAUGCCCUCCACUUUCCUCUCGAGGAUGAUACAGACAACAUCAGCCUCGCUCGCUCCAUCAGCAAAGACAGCUUGGCCUCCAACAUUAUGAGUAUUACCCCCAGUCACUUGCUGGGGUCAGGAGCACUGUCUCAACACAGACUCUCUGGUCAAAGUCUUCUCAGUCACAUUCGAAUAGAGGAUGAGGAGGAGGAAAUAGAGGAGGAGGAGCUGGUUGCUGUUAUCCACCCUCCUGUGUUUUCCAGACAACGACUUGAGAGUGACAUGGAGCAGGAUGAGCUGGAAGUUCACAAUGCAACCCCCACCUCAAGGGUUUCUAAUAGUCGCUGCUCUCCUCGCCUUGAUGCGGGUCCUUUUACUCCAGACCACCAGGCAGACAGCUACUAUCUGGAGCCGUUGAUGCCUGCCGUCCCUAAGCCAGCCAAAGAGAAGAGCAUCAGUCUGAACAAGGAGGAGGAGAGUGGUGAGAGUCGCUCUAGAGCAGCGCUAGCUUACAGGAAAACAACCACCAGUGGCCCAACCACCUCACAGAAGAAAGCUCUGGUGUCUGAGGCAAACAGAAGCACUUUUACACCCACACCUAUGGCAGAAUCAGUCCCAAGCGCUCUAAGGCCACCCACGGAAGGGUCGACAGGCACCCCUCAGCCUGUGAAGAAACAGCCCCAAGGUUUUUUUCUUCAUUUGUCGUCAGGAGAGCUAGACCACCACAGUCCUUUAUCCAGUGGGAUGGAUGUAGGACUUGACUCUGACUCAGACAUUGCAGAUCUUGAGGAAGAUGAUGAGGACGAUGAUCAGAUGGAGCUGACUAGAGAGGUGGUGAGGAGAGGAAAGGGAAAAUUCUUAGAAGAGGGUGAGGUGUGUGUAUUUGGAGAGGGAGAGGGGGAGUCAGCCAAGCUGAGGGAAGACUUAAAGGUGAGUGAGCGGGAUGAUAAGGAAGACGGCAGUGGGCGCUCAAGUCCUUGCCUCAGUACGAUAUCCUGGGCAAGCAGCUGCAGUGCUUCAGGCAGCACUAGUGUCAAAAUGACCAGCUUUGCAGAGAGAAAGCUCCUUAAACUUGCCCUCCGUGAUGGAUUCUCAAGUACCAGCAGCUCCCAAAAGACCACACCAGAUGGCUCGGAGAUUACCCCCUGCCCUCCUUGGCAGCUGAGGAGUGAGGGCAGCUCCAGCUGGGUGGGGAAGGAGCCUGCUUCAGUGUUGGGAAAGAAUAUGAUGGUGAGUCCAUCAGUAGUGCCUUCAGAGCUGCUGCAACUGCACAUGCAGCUAGAAGAGCAAAGACGUGCUAUAGAGUAUCAAAAGAAGAAGAUGGAGACCCUAUCAGCACGUCAGAGACUAAAGCUAGGGAAAGCUGCAUUCUUAAACAUCGUGAAGAAGGGUGGAGGGAAGAGUGAAACACUUCCCCUGCCCCUGAAACACUCCACCUCCUCAGAACUAGCUGGUGCUGACAAGAGUAAAUUGAAAACCCAGUCCUGCAAAGAUGACUCCUGUCUUGAUGCUCUGAAAGUCCAGGCUAAGGCAGGUCAAACAGAUGGAGGAAAGAUAAACAGAGACAACAGGCUGAACACCUUGCCCCAGGGUAAUGGAGCUGAACCUGACAUGAAUGAAUGUUCCCGCUCCAUAGAUCUCCUCAAUGAAGCUAUUAGUUCUAUUCAGCAGCAGAUGAUGCAGCUCUCCUUACAACAAGACCGACUGAUGAAGCAGAGCGCGGCCUCACCGCCAGAUCCUGUACAAUCAGAACCUAGCACAACUCUCAACACAACACAAACCCCCACAUCACCCUCUACCUCAGACUCUAGAUCGUACGCAGUUCACUUUGUCGAUAUCGGUGGCAGCAAUACUGCUCCCACUCGCCGUCCUCCCAAACUUAGCUCCAGCCAACGCAACAAAGCCUCAGAGCGAAAGCAGACAAACGAGAACAGCAAGACGGCUUCGAUCAAGUCUGAUAGUCCAUGCACGCCCUCUCCUACAGAAUAUACUUAUGGUGGGCAGGAGGCAGGGAUUACUGAGAGCUCCAGGUUAGAGAGAGGCACCACCUUCAGAGUUCAUGAUGACCCCAACCAACGCAGCUGUGGAGAGGGAAAUGGGCGAUUCUCAGACAAACCCCAAUCACAGGACCCGCCAGUCAUCUCCAAUACAUCCACAUCUUUGUCACAGGCUGCAGAGAGAGAAGAGAACCAGGUUGGCAACUCAGGGACGGAGGCCAUAGGUGGAGGGGUCAAGGGUCAACUGAUUGAGGUCGACUUGUCAGAGCUUAAGGACUCAGUGAAAGAUGGCAGCACAGAUUUAACAGACUGCACAGCAGAGGGCGAGCAGAAGAAUGUACUAGGCUUCUUCUUUAAGGAUGAUGAGAAGGCAGAAGAUGAAAUGGCAAAGCGUCGUGCUGCCUUCCUUCUCAAACAGCAGCGCAAAGCCGAAGAGGCGAGAAUUCGCAAACAACAGCAAGAAGUAGAGAGUGAGGUUAAACGUGACGAGGCUAGGCGUAAGGCAGAAGAGGAUCGUGUUCGUAAAGAAGAGGAAAAGGCACGACGAGAGCUAAUAAAGCAGGAAUAUCUGCAGAGGAAGCAGCAAGCACUGAUGGAGGAGCAGGGUCUGGUCAAGCCUCGCCCACGGACUAAAUCCCGCAGGAGCAGGCCCAAGUCACUGCACCGAGAAGAGUCCAACAGCCUCUCCAAAGGAUCUGCCACACGUCAUUCUCUGAAGGUGUCCAUGUUGAUCAAAGCCCAGGGCUCAGCAGCAGGCUGCAGGGGAGCUGAUCUGAGCAGUCAUCGUGGAUCCACACUGUCUUUGGCUACUGAGGCAGACAGUGUCAUUUCUGGCGGGGCGGAGUCACAGAGGGCUGGAUCUGUGUGCUCUAUGGAGUCAUUCCCUAUGCUGAGCAGAGCAUCUAGCAGGAACAUGGAGAGGGACUGGGAAAGUGCGUCCAUAGCCUCUUCUAUCACUUCAACAGAGUACAAUGGUCCGAAACUUUUCAAAGAGCCAAGUUCCAAGUCCAACAAGCCAAUCAUCAUCAACGCCAUCGCACACUGCUGCCUGGCCGGAAAGGUCAAUGAGGGUCAGAAGAAUUUUGUUCUGGAGGAGCUGGAGAAGUGUGAGUCCAAUCAUCUGAUCAUCCUCUUCCGUGACGGCGGGUGCCAGUUCCGCGCCAUUUACUGUUUCUCACCAGACACUGAGGAGAUCGUCAAAUUCACAGGCACAGGGCCACGCUUUAUCACCCGGAAGAUGAUUGACAAGCUCUACAAGUACAGCUCGGACCGCAAGCAGUUCACCGUCAUCCCCGCCAAGUCUGUCUCGGUCAGCAUAGACGCCCUGACCAUCCACAAUCAACUCUGGCAGGCCAAGAGACCAGGCAGUGCACGGAGGAAGUGA